This is a messenger RNA of Oncorhynchus keta (chum salmon), 1412 nucleotides long. RefSeq names its product homer scaffold protein 2 (gene homer2). Gene Ontology annotation, molecular function: G protein-coupled glutamate receptor binding. Gene Ontology annotation, cellular component: postsynaptic density; cytoplasm; plasma membrane. The transcript has 8 exons. Gene Ontology annotation, biological process: G protein-coupled glutamate receptor signaling pathway; regulation of store-operated calcium entry. The record is from RefSeq and is a predicted model, not a curated record. NCBI's taxonomy places the organism in Eukaryota, Metazoa, Chordata, Actinopteri, Salmoniformes, Salmonidae. The coding region runs from base 194 to 1066 and encodes 290 amino acids.
GGAGCAGCCAAUCUUCACCACCAGGGCCCAUGUGUUCCAGAUUGACCCGACCACCAAGAAGAACUGGGUCCCAGCCAGCAAACAGGCAGUCACCGUUUCCUACUUCUACGACUCCACACGCAACAGCUACCGCAUCAUCAGUGUAGAUGGAUCCAAGGUAGGGGUGAUCAUCAACAGCACCAUCACCCCAAACAUGACCUUCACCAAGACGUCCCAGAAGUUUGGCCAAUGGGCUGACAGCAGAGCCAACACAGUGUUCGGACUGGGGUUCGCCUCCGAGCAGCAGCUGGCCAAGUUUGCUGAGAAGUUCCAGGAAGUGAAGGAAGCAGCGAAGCUGGCCAGGGACAAGUCACAGGAGAAGAUGGAGACAUCGAGUAACAAUUCCCAGGAGUCGGGUCGUGAGACCCCCUCGUCCACCCAGGCCUCCAGCAUCAACGGGACCGACGAUGAGAAGAUCUCCCACGGAGGGCCGGAGACCGCAGCGCUGAUGAGCGAGAACGACAAACUCAAGACCACUGUGGAACAGAGUAACACCAAUGCUAAGAAGUUGGAGACAGAGCUCCAGACUCUACGGGACAGUAAUGCUCGGCUGGUAGACGCGCUAACGGAGUCCUCCGCUAAUGUAGAGAUCUGGAAGAAACAACUCAACACCUGCAAGGAGGAGAGCGACACACUGAGGGAAAAGAUAGCAGAGUUGGAGUCUCAGUGUGAAAAGGCCAACGUGGAGAAGGAGAGGAACUCUAAGCUCACUGUACGAGUUCAGGAGCUGGAGACGGAGCUGCAGGACAAGGAACAGGAACUGGAGAACCUGAGGAAGCAAGCAGAGAUCAUCCCUCAACUCAUGGCAGAGUGUGAGAGCAUCACAGAGAAACUACAGGCUGCUGAGGUGAAGAACAAGGACCUGGAGGAUAGGAUGGAGGGUCUUCGGGCCGACAUCGAGGACAGCCAGUCCAAGCAGGGCAACAUGAAGGGAGAGCUGAAGAAGUUCAUGGACGUCCUGGAUGGGAAGAUUGAUGAGCUGCACGAGUUCAGGCAGGGCCUGUCCAAACUAGGGGUGGAUAACUGAGGGAGGAGAGGAGAGGAGAGGAGAGGAGAGGAGAGGAGAGGAGAGGAGAGGAGAGGAGAGGAGAGGAGAGAGAGAGGGAUGGAGGGAUGACCUGUUAAAGAUGGAGGUUUUAGAAAUACCUUCAGGACAGGACUCUGUGGCGCCACGCCCCCAAAGUGGAGACCACACUGAACCAAUCAGCUGUAAACACACUACACAGUACAGAGAGAGGGGGGUCUCUGUUUGAGAGAGGCCAGGGCAGGCAGGGGAUCACCUGAUGGUUCCAUCUGGUGUAUCAGUCAGUCAGUGUUCUGGAACUAGAACCUAGAGUCUUCUCUCUGGUUACUGCUCUGUUUCUGUGGGGGGU